CUGGAGAUGUAUGUCUACGAAUGGAGCUUUGCCCACGUCACAUGUUUGCUGACUCCGUAUCAGUUUUCUCCGCCAGGAUCAACAGCAAGUCUAAUCAGAAAUUCGACAUGAAAAUUGCAUUCCCCGUACCGGAGGGUCCCACGCCGUCCAUGCAGAACGGCGUGCUGCAUGUGACCUUGAUUCACCGCGAGUGGUUUGGUAUCUACGAGACGGCCAUAGCCCAGGCCGUAGUGCCGCUACACACCAUACAGCGACCAAUACCUGGUGGUCCAGAUCUUAUCCAGCCCAGUGACCGACCUGCAAUGGUGCACCUGAUGUGCCCCACAGCACAUCGAUGCGUUGUACAGGUUCUUCAAAAUCGUGCCAAGAGCGAGAAGCUGGCGCAGGACUUUAUGACUUGGCAUACAAAGAAGAGUCCACGCGGCAAUGAUAGCAAGACGACCAGCAGCAGCAGCCGGAGCAGGGACUCACACAGCCUUGAUGUCACACAGGACGAAUACGACUUGUUUCUGUAGUCUGUCUGUAGCGACGCACACAUGCAGCCUUGAUGUCACACAGAACGAAUACGACUUGUUUCUGUAGUCUGUCUGUAGCGACUCACACAUGCAGCCUUGAUGUCGCACAGGACGAAUACGACUUGUUUCUGUAGUCACUGCGCUGGUGGAGAAUUCUAUAGGCGUGCUGUACGAGUUGCUUUCGUUCUCCUCCUGAGUCCAUCGCUCUGACCAGAUGUCCGAUGUGAAUUUGAUCAGCUGUGCUCUACUAUCCAAGCUCAUCCCAUUACACAACGGCUGAAAUAAUCGCAAUAAAUUGGCUGGAAUCAUGACAAACUUUCUAGAAUUAUGAUAGACCUGUUGGUAUUAUGAUAAACCUGCUGGAAUUAUGAUAAACCUGCUGGAAUUGGAUAAACCUGGAUAAAUCUAACAUUACAGUUUGGAUUUAUCAUCUAAGGACACUGAGUUGAAUUCUGCCCGUCCUUGUCAUUAGACGAUGGGCUUUAUCCAACAAUUCAUGUAACGUUAUGCUGCUGCCGCUCGUCCAGAGACGGAGGAGUGAGCGCGUGCUAGUUAGUGUACGUUGCUCUCACCCGUUUUUUUGUGAAUUGUCAAGAGUGAUUUUUAAAAGUUCUAACGUAUACCGACGUAGUACAUGUAUGAUGACAGUGACAGCGCACCGCUAAUUUACUGUAAUGCGACUCUUUGCUUUUCGUCUGGUAACGAAAAUUUAAUGAUUGAUUCGAUAUCAGUCUGUUAUCUUGCGGCCGGGUGUGAAUGCUAGUGCAGUGCAUGUACCUGAUGGUCUGGUGAAC
Sycon ciliatum is the source of this 1309-nucleotide messenger RNA. RefSeq lists its product as uncharacterized. Lineage: Eukaryota; Metazoa; Porifera; Calcarea; Leucosolenida; Sycettidae. The record is from RefSeq and is a predicted model, not a curated record. Bases 21 to 515 code for a protein of 164 amino acids. The transcript is spliced from 4 exons.